This is a messenger RNA of Sphaeroforma arctica JP610, 1944 nucleotides long. RefSeq lists its product as hypothetical. Gene Ontology annotation, molecular function: protein dimerization activity. The record is from RefSeq and is a predicted model, not a curated record. The transcript has 4 exons. The coding region runs from base 1 to 1944 and encodes 647 amino acids. NCBI's taxonomy places the organism in Eukaryota, Ichthyosporea, Ichthyophonida.
AUGUCAACUACGAACUGCAUACCCGACACGAGUUCGAUAUGUGAUAGCGGUUCGAACAACGAAGCGUCAUCCUCCAACCCCAAUGACCACCAGAAUAGCGCUAGCGAUGAAAAUGAAAAGAGUUUACUUCUUUCCUUAGGCUUGCCCGACGAUUUCUUCGCGGCGAUUGUUCCCAAUUCUCAAGUUGAUGGCAGUGCCGUACCUUCAUCAGCAGCCCCUGGUUCUGGUAUCGUUGUCGGGUACGAGCCAUAUACUUUGAACGCAAUGCUAAUAGACGGUGAGCCAUAUGACUGGGCAUCAUAUCAUCCACAUAUUAGAGGAGUACAUUCUUAUCCGUUUAUGUCAAAUUUGCAAUUCAGGUCUCUCUUACAAGUGACACAAACAAACCUGGACAAUGUAUAUCAUCACAACGAUCAAUCACACUCUGGUGUGCAUCUCACGAGGCCGACUACGCAAUCGGACCUCCUGACAAGAACGCAUCUGGCCUGGCAGCAACAAUCAGAAAUAAGAUCAUCACUUGGCGAAUAUAGUGACAACGGUCUGCCACCUUUACAGCCAUAUCCAGGCGCAAUUCCGCAACAAGUUGGUAUCUAUGACAAUAGACCGCUUCAGCAACCAGUACGUUGUAUGAGUACGCCUCAACUCUACGGCGAGGUACACACCGCAUAUAUGCAUCGCGACGUUGACCAUGUAUCAAUCGAGCCUUAUAUUUCUGAAAAUUACUCUUUCGACACGAUAAAUGUAUUGAAUAUGCUGGCUUGGGAUCCACAGAACUCAACACGUACUAACAGCACAGAUCCGGAGUCACCGCCCCGAGACGUAGAUCUGUGUGCUGAUGCCAUGAUUGAUCUGAAUACAGCACUGGCAAAGCACCAGUCGUAUGAUCUGCCGUUUGCAACUAGCCAGCUGAGCGAUGUUUCGGAUGAGGCGCCCAUAUUGCCAGCUCAGACAAGAUUGCAAGCAAAAAAACGUCAGAGAGCUAUACUUCCACGUUUACCCACGUCGUCUGAGCACGAAAAAGGUGCCCGAACAUUAUCGUUCCCUAUGGGGUUGCAACCUCUUGUAGACAAAAGCAAGUCAACUAAACAUCGGGAACGUGUAACAAUGCACUUGACUCCAGAUUCAAUCAACACUCGGAAGUUCAGAGGUACACAAACUGGCACUUAUAUGUCCGGUAGGCGCUGCGAAUAUACAGUAAAUAGCAGAGCACACAAGCUAAUCGACGGCAGAUCGGAUAGUGUGCAAUUUAACGGCAGGCCCUUUGCAUCACCGCCUACUUUUGAUUUUGUAGCUUCCUCGCAUCGUAGCCUGAGUUUGCGGCGAUCUACAUCACUAUCUAACGAACCCCCCAGCAACUUCAAUCUGACUACAGCAAGCCCAUCACCGAUGGACACGGGCAGCCCGCAAUUUGUCCACCCAGCAGAAACCGAGUAUUCUGAUGACGAACUCAAUGCUAAUUCUACAGCACUAUUCCCGGCUGUAUAUUUCAGUACGCAUAGUCUCAAUAGUGCACAACCACUCACACCAUAUCCUGUAUCGUUCCAAACCCAACAUAACAAAAGAGCGGACGAUAUUGUAGACAAAGCAAUGAGGAAAAAACAUAUCCACAAGUACUCCGAAAUGAGUCGUCGGGAGCGAUUGAAACAGGCGUUCCGUGAAUUGCAACAGGCUGUGCCUGACGCUGUGCCCAAGGGCAGGCGCAAUCUCAAUAGAGGGAUAGUUCUACAAGGAGGUCAGCAACCCAUCGACUAUAUCAAGGCGAUGCACGAGAAGAAAAGUAAACUAUUCCUUGACAGGGCUGCAGAGCUCGAAACGAAUCGGAAUCUGCGCGAGAGGCAUGUUUCUUUUCGUACUGAUGAGAGCUCGGUUGAACGAACACAGUUUUCAAGUCGAUACAUUCUUGUGAUCGUUGGAUCGUUGUUGACUGCUUACCAUGGGAUUUAA